UCCUCGCUGGAGUUUGUUUAUGUACAUGGCUAGAUCUAACAGUUUAAUCAACUGGUGGUUAAGAAUGAAACUUCUAGGCAAAGAGCACACUGCAUAAUGAGUUGCGCGACCUUGCAGUCACAACUUGGGUGCAUAAUGAACAUUUUAGCGGAAGCGGCAGUGGAAGAACUUGGCAGACUGCUCGAUGAAAGCUCUGCUGCUGUACUGCCCAUAGAGACCGCGCACCUUGCAACAAACAGUACUCUUAAGAGAAAACUACAGAGAGAACACAAAGCCAAAACAAGGGAUUUUGCGUUCUUUAUGGAGGUCCUGAGCAAAUCAGCUGUGGACAAAGUGAUGCUUUUGGUCAACAAGAUAAUGUUCCAGUGGCAAGAAUGUGAAAACAAUUGUCCUAAAGGUCGGACAGAGUGGAGAAAUGCUCUAUCCAAAGCCCCUGAUCACUUCACUUAUACUGCAAAUGGACCACCAGCAACAGGGAAUUCUUCUGAAGGGUCCUCAUCUGAGUGGGAUGCGCAAGACGAGGGGGUGGGCGACUCAAAAGAACGGGAUCAGCCGCAAGAAACCAGCGCGGACCUGAUUGUAGAGGACCGGGAUGAACAGAGUGGUCGGACUUCACCUCAGAUUGAUGUGUCUGCUCUGCUGCGAUUCACUUGUGAGACGUGUGGCAAGAGUUUCACUGAGAGGUUGCCCUUUAAGCGUCAUAUCCGGGUGCACACCAAAGCAUUCAGCUGCCCAGUAUGUGCCAAGUGCUUCACCUGGCAGAGUACACUGGAUGCCCACAUACACCUGCACUCUGGUGAGAAACCAUUCAGUUGUGACCGCUGUCCCAAGAGCUUCUCACUUAAGAGCAGACUGGAGUCUCACAAACAGCACCAUAUCGCAAGUCAGCAGAUAAACUGUGCGCACUGUCAAAAGAGCUUCCCUAGCCAACGUCGUCUGGACCGCCACAAAUGCAGUGCGGUCAAGACUUCCUUUGUCUGCACUACCUGCGGAAAGACCUUUCUGUCCAAGAGCCGCAUGCUGGACCACCAGACGCUGCACUCAGGCGAGAGACCCUUCUGUUGCGAUGUCUGUGGCCUCUUGUUCAGCUGUGAACGCUACCUGAAGAACCACCAGAAAAGCCACCAGAGCAUCAGCUGCCACGUGUGUGACACGUGUGGCAAGCGUUUUAAUCACGCCAACGGUUUGACAAAGCACAGUUUGGUCCACACAGGUGAACAGCCCUUUGCCUGUGAUCUUUGCGGCCGGCGCUUCAGCCUGGCCGGUAACCUGAAGCGCCACCAGAUCACCCACACUGGACAGAAGCUGUAUGGGUGCACUGUUUGCCCAAAAAGGUUCACUGCAUCUCAUUCCCUCAAAUCUCACCUGCUGAGCCACACUGGGGCCAAGCCAUUCAGCUGCGAUGUCUGUGGCAAGGGUUUUGUGAACCCAGCCUACCUGAAGAGGCACGCCCACAUCCACAUGCCCAGACGGCCCUUCGCCUGCACGGUCUGUGCCAAGAGCUUCAGCUUCCCCAGUCUGCUCGGCAAGCACAUGAACGUGCACACGGGGAGGCGGGGUCUCUCUCCGGGCCGCGAGUACCCGUGCGGACGCUGUGACAAGGUCUUCUCGCUCAAGAGCUCGCUCGCCGUCCACCAGCGCGUCCACACGCAGGAGAAGCCCUACGGCUGCCGCAUCUGCGGGAAGCGGCUGGCCUACGCGGGCGGCCUCAGCGCCCACAUGCGAGUCCACACGGGGGAGCGGCCGUACGGCUGCGACGCCUGCGGGAAGCGCUUCAGCCAGGCCGCGCACCUCAAGAACCACCAGCGCGUGCACACAGGCCUCAGGGUCUUACAGUGUGCAAGCUGCGGGAAGAAAUUUGGAGACCGGAAGCAUCUUAGACUUCACAAUUGUGAACUUCAGACAUUUCUGUGAGGGAAGGAUCUGGUGCUCAUGUAACCAGGGGCCCAAAACAAUGUAGAUGUAGUUGUGCAAAAUCAUUAUGCUGAUUUCAUACCCUGCAAAUCAACUGACACAUGGAUGGAUCAGUGCAAGUGUUUGUUGUAUGUAUUUAUGCCACACCAUUUUUGUGAAACUUCUGAUGAACUUACAGUUUAUUGACUAUGUUCCUCACUUAGAUAUUAACAACUCCAUCAGUUAAUACACUGUCUUAUUGUAGUUAGCCACACACUCUUUAACUGUAUCGUUUGUUUUAGUCAUUUCAUUUUCAUUUUAAAUAUUUGUUUUUGCCUCGGAAACAAUAACAUUUCUGUCAUUAUCAUGUCUGCUAAAAAUGACAAGAAAAAACAAAACAAACAAAACAAAAGUUCAUUAAAUGUUUUAUUGAAAUGAUAACUAUGGGGUCUUUCCAAAAACAAUGACUCACGCUUGUCCAGUAGGCUACUGUCUCUACAUGGACAAUACGUUAGCCAACCUCUGCCGAAGUUACCCUGCUGACCAAUACACCUAGCCUUGCCAAAUCAUGCCAUACCAUAAUUUAAUUAUUCUCUGAUAGUUGUUACUUUUGCACCUGGCAGGUUCAUUACCAAACUGUUCCUCGAGAAGCACAUGCUCAGCCAUGCUCGGGCAAGCCCUUUCAACUGUGAUGUGUGUGGCAAGGGCUUAGUCGUCUCAGUCCACCUGAAAAGGCCCAGGCACAGAUGCAUGCCCAGAGAACCGUUUGUUAGUCAGAUCUGUGACGAGAGAUGCAGCUGGCAGUCUGCUAAAUAAGCAUACUCUGCACAACAGAGCCUUGCUCUACAGAGCCCCAAAAGGUCACCUGUAGCCACUGUAACAGUUAGUUCCUCCUGAAGGCCUCUCUCCACAUCCACCAGCACGUUUGUUUAAAAGAGAGGCCCUACAGGUGGUGUGUCAGUGGGGAAACAACUGGUCUACGCUGGUGCAUGGACCAUACAUGCGCAGACAUGGUAGGGAUAUGUCCAUACAGUAGCAAGACAAGCACUUCAGUCAGGCUGCACCUGAAAAGGGGACCUAGAAUAGUUUGCCAGCUGUGGGAAGAUAUUUGGUGAGCUUAAGACCUGUAGAAUU
Messenger RNA from Sardina pilchardus (European sardine), 3027 nucleotides. RefSeq names its product gastrula zinc finger protein XlCGF57.1-like. NCBI's taxonomy places the organism in Eukaryota, Metazoa, Chordata, Actinopteri, Clupeiformes, Clupeidae. The record is from RefSeq and is a predicted model, not a curated record. The transcript has 3 exons. The coding region runs from base 97 to 1914 and encodes 605 amino acids.